UACGGAUGUCAAUAUAAGGUUUUCUUAGUCCUGCACGUAUCUAUCUUUUGGAUUGAUAUAAAUGUGGAGAUGAGAGAGUCCAUUUUUUAAAUUCAGUACAUGUUUUCUUUUGUAACAUGUUAUGAUCAACUGUGCUAAAAAUUCUGUCUUAUUAUUAGCAGGAGUUUUGAGAAAUUACGAUGAAGGCACUUAUUCUUGUUGGAGGUUUUGGUACCCGGCUGAGGCCAUUAACUCUUAGUGUCCCAAAGCCGCUGGUUGAUUUUGCCAACAAGCCCAUGAUUUUGCAUCAGAUCGAGGCUCUCAAGGCUGUUGGAGUGACUGAAGUGAUCUUGGCUAUUAACUACCAGCCGGAGGUGAUGCUGAACUUCUUGAAAGAAUUUGAGACAAAACUGGGGAUUAAGAUUACAUGUUCUCAAGAAACUGAACCACUUGGGACUGCAGGUCCCCUUGCUCUGGCUAGAGACAAGCUGGUAGAUGAUGCUGGUGAGCCGUUUUUUGUUCUUAACAGUGAUGUUAUCAGUGAAUAUCCUUUCAAGGAGAUGAUUGAAUUCCAUAAAUCCCAUGGAGGUGAGGCUUCUUUAAUGGUGACUAAGGUGGAUGAGCCUUCCAAAUAUGGUGUUGUUGUCAUGGAAGAAUCCACUGGCCAAGUUGAGAGAUUUGUGGAAAAGCCUAAGUUAUUUGUUGGCAACAAGAUCAAUGCUGGCAUUUACCUGCUCGACCCUUGCAUUCUAGAGAGAAUUCAAUUAAGACCAACAUCUAUUGAGAAAGAGGUUUUCCCAAAUAUUGCUGCGGAGAAAAAGCUAUACGCUAUGGUCCUUCCUGGGUUUUGGAUGGAUGUUGGACAGCCAAGGGAUUACAUCACUGGUCUUAGACUCUACCUAGAUUCUUUGAAGAAGAGAUCUUCACCAAAACUGGCAUUAGGUUCUCACAUUGUUGGAAAUGUCAUAGUGGACGAGACUGCGAAAAUUGGAGAAGGAUGCUUGAUUGGACCAGAUGUUGCGAUAGGCCCUGGUUGUGUGAUUGAGUCUGGGGUUAGACUCUCUCGUUGCACUGUGAUGCGCGGAGUCCGUGUUAAGAAACACGCAUGCGUCUCAGGUAGCAUUAUUGGUUGGCAUUCGACUGUUGGACAAUGGGCUCGUGUUGAGAAUAUGACCAUUCUUGGAGAAGAUGUACAUGUUUGUGAUGAAAUUUACAGCAAUGGUGGAGUAGUCUUACCCCACAAGGAGAUCAAAUCUAGCAUCCUAAAACCAGAAAUAGUGAUGUGAAAACAAUAUGUUAUAUGUUGUUCAGUUUGUUCAAAAUGUAAUUUUCUUUUCCUUCAUUUGGUUGGUUUUCAGUUUCAUCUUCUUCAAUUGUGAAAGUAUGGGAAAGUUGAGCUAUGUAAGGCAAUAAGCUGAAGAAUAGCUGUUGUGAAAGGUUUGUGUGUUUGUAAUUUCCAAUGUAUAUACAAAUAAAGAAUUCUAUUAGAGCUUCUCUUUAAA
This is a messenger RNA of Solanum stenotomum, 1481 nucleotides long. Its product is annotated as mannose-1-phosphate guanylyltransferase 1-like. The record is from RefSeq and is a predicted model, not a curated record. Gene Ontology annotation, molecular function: GTP binding; mannose-1-phosphate guanylyltransferase (GTP) activity. The transcript is spliced from 4 exons. Gene Ontology annotation, biological process: GDP-mannose biosynthetic process; cell wall mannoprotein biosynthetic process. Gene Ontology annotation, cellular component: cytoplasm. Bases 180 to 1265 code for a protein of 361 amino acids. NCBI's taxonomy places the organism in Eukaryota, Viridiplantae, Streptophyta, Magnoliopsida, Solanales, Solanaceae.